AGCAGUCGCAGGCUGUUCCCUGCAGGCCGGGCGCCUCCUCUUCCUCAAACCAGCACAAAACCCCCCAAAACACAGCGCUAGCGGCGCAGAAGCCUCCGGACAGAGCGGCUGAGUUUCACAGCUCUAACUCCUCCUUUUCUUUAUCUCCACCUGCAAACGUUCCCCUCGACCCACUCCUCCUUUCUUUCCUUUCUCCUCGCCCCGGACCAUGUGUGAUGAUGGGGAUCUGGAGGACAAGCCGCCCGCGCCGCCCGUCAGGAUGAGCAGCACCAUCUUCAGCAGCGGGAAAGACACGCUGGCUGUCAAUCACAGCUCCAAGCCCCUCCCCUCGGUGCCCGAGGAGCGCAAGCGCAACAAGAUCUACUCCAUCUUCUCCGGAGCCGAGAAGGGCGGCCGAAGGAAAGACCGAGAUAAAGAGCGGCCGGAGAUCUCGCCGCCGUCAGACUUCGAGCACACCAUUCACGUGGGGUUUGACGCCGUUACCGGAGAGUUCACGGGAAUGCCGGAGCAGUGGGCGCGGUUACUGCAGACCUCGAACAUCACCAAAUCAGAGCAGAAGAAGAACCCGCAGGCCGUCCUCGACGUGCUCAAGUUCUACGACUCCACGGGAAACGGCCGGCAGAAGUACCUCAGCUUCUCCUCAGAGAAGGACGGGUUUCCCUCCGGUGAACAGUCGCCUGUGAAAAAAACACCAGAGCCCUCGUCUCCGAUCAAAACGGUGGAUGACGAUGAAGACGAUGAGGAUGAGGAGACGCCUCCACCUGUUGUUGCACCACGACCAGAACACACCAAGAGCGUAUAUACUCGACCAUCGGUCAUCGACCCCAUUCCUGCUCCAGUGACGUCUCCAGACAGCGAGGUCGCAUCAAAGCCCACCGAUCGACAGAGACCCAAAAAGGGCAAGAUGACCGAUGAGGAGAUCAUGGACAAGCUCCGAACCAUAGUCAGUAUUGGCGAUCCAAAAAAGAAAUAUACACGAUACGAGAAGAUCGGACAAGGAGCUUCGGGAACCGUGUUCACCGCCAUCGACGUCGCUACUGGACAGGAGGUGGCCAUCAAACAGAUCAACCUGCAGAAGCAGCCCAAGAAAGAGCUAAUCAUCAACGAAAUUCUCGUCAUGAAGGAGCUAAAGAAUCCCAACAUUGUCAACUUCUUAGACAGGUGGCCAUCAAACAGAUCAACCUGCAGAAGCACCGACUUUGGAUUCUGUGCCCAGAUCACUCCUGAACAGAGUAAGAGGAGCACCAUGGUGGGGACGCCAUAUUGGAUGGCUCCGGAAGUCGUGACGCGCAAAGCCUACGGACCCAAAGUCGACAUCUGGUCCUUGGCCAUCAUGGCUAUCGAGAUGGUGGAGGGAGAACCGCCGUACCUCAAUGAGAAUCCACUGAGGUGUUUGCAAGCGCUGGAGUUUUUGCACGCUAAUCAGGUCAUUCAUCGAGACAUCAAGAGUGACAAUGUGCUUCUGGGAAUGGACGGUUCUGUCAAGCUCACCGACUUUGGAUUCUGUGCCCAGAUCACUCCUGAACAGAGUAAGAGGAGCACCAUGGUGGGGACGCCAUAUUGGAUGGCUCCGGAAGUCGUGACGCGCAAAGCCUACGGACCCAAAGUCGACAUCUGGUCCUUGGCCAUCAUGGCUAUCGAGAUGGUGGAGGGAGAACCGCCGUACCUCAAUGAGAAUCCACUGAGGGCGCUCUACCUGAUUGCCACCAACGGGACUCCAGAGUUGCAGAGCCCUGAAAAGUUGUCGCCCAUCUUCCGAGACUUCCUGAGUCGCUGUCUGGAGAUGGAUGUGGAGAAGAGGGGUGGAAGCAAAGAGCUUUUGCAGCAUCCCUUCCUGAAGUUGGCCAAGCCUCUCUCGAGUCUCACGCCUCUGAUUUUGGCCGCCAAGGACGCCAUGAAGAACAACCGCUAGCUUUACCCGCGGGCGCCGCGGACUGCUGAACACUCUUCGAAAUCUGUGCCAGGUGUUUCAACAACAUAUCAGUGUUGUACCAAAACAAAACUCCAAGCAUUUCAUUUGGGUCCUGUUUUUAAACCUGUAUUGACCGCCAUGGUGUUGGGGGGCAUUAGAUGUUCUCCUCGUCCUCCCGUUAGAUUCUUGUGGGACUUUGUCUGUUUUAUAUAUGAACUCUUCCAUUUUUUGGCUUCUAUAGACCUCGUCUGCUCCAUAAUUGGUGAUCAGAAUCAAUUAUGGCGAUUUCAAAUCCAGCUGGAGACCUUUUGUUAGCCAGAACCGUGAAUGAAAACGACCUACUCCUGUUCUUGACCAAAAGGAAAGAGCAUUUUACCAAUACACGCCAACUGUGAGCAGUGAAUGAUUUUUGUAGUCACUUGUGCCUUUGUGAUUCCAGCGAACAUCUUUAUACUCCGUCUGAAGGGGCAGGUUUCUGCCAUUGAACUUCCCGUAACCCGAGACGUAACGUUCAUGUGAUGAAAUGUGUGUAUGACGUACUUCGAAGAAGCGUAGCAUUUCAGUUGAUGUAGUUAACCAAAAGCAGGACGCGUAGAUUAGGUAGAUCUAUGUUUGUGUACAUGAACACUUUUCUUGUUGUUUUAGUAACUAACAGUUUAUUACAAAGUGAAUGCAUUUGUCGAGAUGUCUCGACGUAAGAACUGAUAACUAUUUUUAUGCUUUUCAGUCACUUGUUUUGCAAGAAAAGGCCGGAUUCCUGCAAAUUCUGUGAACAAUACGGUCGUUGCAACAUUGU
Molecule: messenger RNA, 2708 nt
Organism: Sinocyclocheilus grahami
Lineage: Eukaryota; Metazoa; Chordata; Actinopteri; Cypriniformes; Cyprinidae
Product: serine/threonine-protein kinase PAK 2-like
Exons: 16
Coding region: 209-1912 (567 amino acids)
Biological process (GO): protein phosphorylation
Molecular function (GO): protein serine/threonine kinase activity; ATP binding
Source: RefSeq, a predicted model, not a curated record